This is a messenger RNA of Acanthochromis polyacanthus (spiny chromis), 887 nucleotides long. RefSeq names its product glutaredoxin (thioltransferase) (gene glrx). The transcript has 3 exons. Lineage: Eukaryota; Metazoa; Chordata; Actinopteri; Pomacentridae. The coding region runs from base 79 to 399 and encodes 106 amino acids. The record is from RefSeq and is a predicted model, not a curated record.
AGGCGGAGCGUCGUCGUCUUCUCUUCCUUUCAAGCAUUAGUUUCAUUAACGACUCGUCGCUUCACCAGUACAAUCGAAAUGGCUCAGGAGUUCGUGAAGGCUCAUGUCAAAGGCGACAAAGUGGUGCUGUUCAUGAAGCCCACAUGUCCGUACUGCAUCACGGCCAAAGAUGUGAUGUCCAAGUACAAGUUCAAGCCAGGACACCUGGAGUUGAUCGAUAUCACCGAGCGGAGCGACAUGGGCAGUCUGCAGGAUUACUUCCUGGAGCUCACCGGAGCCCGCACGGUGCCUCGGGUGUUCAUCGGUGAGGAGUGCGUUGGAGGUGGAAGUGAUGUAGCGGCCCUGCAUAAGAGCGGUAAACUGGAGGGCAUGUUGCAGUCUAUUGGAGCCCUGCAGUGAUCCACUUCAGAUCUCCAGAGUUUGGGCAUCCAGAUGUGGUCACAUGACUAUACAGCGGGACUUUCGUAGUUUGCGUCGUCGCUGCUGGUACUCGCUGAGCUCCUGCAAGUACCCUCUGGAUGGCCAGCGUAGCCUCUCCACCUGCUCACGCUCCUCAUCUGGAAUGCAUAAACACAAUCAUGUACAACUGUAAUCCACUACAGUCGCAACUAUCAAAGGUUUUGCUAAAAAAACCAUUACAGCAAGAUUUACUGUGCAUGGCAAACCUGCUCAGAUAUGCAUACUGUAACAACUCCUCGGCUUGCUGCCAUAUCUGACGUGAUUUCAUUUCUACCAACAAACAGCUGAAGACCAAUGGUAAUCACUUGUGUGCUUUCUCCUCUUUCUGGCCUUUGACUUUGCUUGUGCCCUUCAUUAUCCGUCCAGUGACCUUAAAUGAGUUUUGUGUGUGAAUAAUACUGCCAAUAAAACAUGUUACUGCUGUGCAA